This is a messenger RNA of Zea mays, 1945 nucleotides long. Its product is annotated as zinc finger protein 1. Lineage: Eukaryota; Viridiplantae; Streptophyta; Magnoliopsida; Poales; Poaceae. Gene Ontology annotation, molecular function: transcription cis-regulatory region binding; DNA-binding transcription factor activity. The transcript has a single exon. Gene Ontology annotation, biological process: regulation of DNA-templated transcription. The record is from RefSeq and is a predicted model, not a curated record. The coding region runs from base 778 to 1572 and encodes 264 amino acids. Gene Ontology annotation, cellular component: nucleus.
GCGUGCGUGUUGAAGACAAGGCUACUUGAUUUUUUUUCUCUCCCUACAAACAGUACAGAAUUACUGCUUGGCGUGGCGUGCUGGUAAUAGUCAAAGGCGGCAGGUGGGUAGUUAAUAUAAGCACCCAACGAAGUUUGUGAUCCGGGUUCGUCAGCCCAUUUGAUCUGGCCACGUUCAGCGGCGAAAUGAACGACUGUGCCUUACCGGGCCCGGGCCGGGUAUAUAUUUGCGUGGAUCCGUCGAGAUAUGCAUCCGCAGAGCGACGCAGCCGCUCCAACACUUGUGUACACAUUCCCUCUCCAUCCUACCACACUGGCACUGGCAGUCUGGCACUACCAGUCGUCCGUCGUUCCACCAGCAGCUUCCCUUUCUCAUCCCCUCCCCGUGUCUUUCCCUCCACGUUGACCACGACUUUUUCGCCUCCUCCUCCGCUCCACCAGCCACCCGAGGCCGCCACUCCACCGGCUUCCCACCCACUGGCCACUGCCGCCGCGCCCCCACCGGCCCCGGCGCCCCACCUGUCACUGUGCCGCGUGCGUGCCCACGCCGCGACCACCUCACAUCCCCCACCUACGACGCAACUUCCCACGCCCAUCACAACCGCCACCGCUUUAAAACCUCCUCCUCACACUCCCCUCACUCACACAGCGCCACGCCAAGCAACCAGUAACCACAGCCAGCCACCACCGCGAGAACAAGUCGCAGCCAAGAGAAGUCGUCCUCGCGCGCGUCUCGAUCUCCCAGCGAAGCUAGAGCUUGCCGUGUGCCGUGACUUCCAUGGAGCUACUCCACGCCGUCAUCCAUGGAGCUGCGACGACGACGACGACCACCACCACCACCACCACGAGCAGCAGCGCCACCGUCACCAGCGGCGACGAGGGCGCCCACCUGCCCCAGGGGUGGGCCAAGAAGAAGCGCUCGCGGCGCCAGCGCUCAGAGGAGGAGAACCUCGCGCUGUGCCUGCUCAUGCUCUCCCGCGGCGACCGCCACCGCGUCCAGGCGCCGCCGCCGCCGGUCCCGUCCGCGGAGUUCAGGUGCUCCGUCUGCGGGAAGUCCUUCGGCUCCUACCAGGCGCUGGGGGGCCACAAGACCAGCCACCGGGUCAAGCUGCCGACCCCUCCUGCCGCUCAUGUCCAGCUCCCGGCACCACCGGCAGUGGCCCUCUUGGUGGAGGCCCCCGCACCACCACCAGUCACUGCCACCCCGCCCCCGCUGCCGCUAGUCGCGGUCGCCGUCGCCGUCCGUGAGCCGGCCACGUCGUCCACCUCCGACGGGGCGGCCGCGGGCAGAGUGCACAGGUGCACCAUCUGCCACAAGGAGUUCCCGACCGGCCAGGCGCUCGGCGGCCACAAGAGGAAGCACUAUGACGGAGGCGCCGCGGCGGCCGAGACGUCCGAGGUGGGGAGCUCCGGGAACGAAGGCUCCGCCGCCCGCGCGUUCGACCUCAACCUCCCGGCCGUGCCGGAGUUCGCCUUCCGGUGCGGCGCCAAGCCCGGCAAGAUGUGGGACGAGGACCAGGAGGUGCAGAGCCCCCUCGCCUUCAAGAAGCCCCGCCUCCUCAUGACCGCGUGAGCCUGAGCCUGAGCCGAGGCGCGGAUCUGAUGUUGAUCCGCACGAGACUUUUUUGGAUGUUCGGUGGAACACUAUUCGUUCGUUCAUUCGUGUGGCGCCCGCCAGUGCUAUUGUUUGAUUUGUUGAUGCUCUUCUUGUACAGUACAGAGAGAGCUGGUGUGAGAGAUGCGUAGUCACCACACUCACGCAUAGUAUACCAUACAAUACAUAUAGCCAUAUAGGUCUUCCUGUUCCUGGGAUCUGUAUCCUUAGCUGUCAGUAUAGUGUAGUCCAUACAUACUUCGUUCUCAUUGCAAGAGAUGAUUGAUGGAUUAGUUAGUGCUCUGUAACAUAAGCUUAUUUAUAAAUGGAUUAAGAUUACUGUGGAAUCAGA